Molecule: messenger RNA, 1251 nt
Organism: Coffea arabica (coffee)
Lineage: Eukaryota; Viridiplantae; Streptophyta; Magnoliopsida; Gentianales; Rubiaceae
Source: RefSeq, a predicted model, not a curated record
AUGAGAUUGCAUGGUAUUCCUAUAAGCAUUGUGUCUGAUCGAGAUUCGAGGUUUGUUUCUCGUUUUUGGCAGAAAUUUCAAGAAACAUUGGGAACCAAGUUGAAGUUUAGUACUGCUUAUCAUCCCCAAACAGAUGGACAGUCAGAAAGAACAAUUCAGACUUUAGAGGAUAUGUUGAGAUCAUGUAUAUUGGAUUUUGGAGCAUUGUAUGGGAGGAGGUGUCGAUCUUCGAUUCGUUGGGAUGAAGUAGGAGAAAGAAAGAUUUUAGAUCCAACGGUUAUACCUUGGAUGGAAGAAGCUCAUGAGAAAGUGAAACUAAUUAGGGAAAGGCUUCAAACUGCCAAGAGUCGGCAAAAGAGCUACGCCGACACAAGAAGGAAAGAUCUGGAAUUUGAAAUAGGAGACAAAGUGUUCCUAAGAGUUAAACCCAUGAAGGGCGGAGUAAAGUCCAAAAAGGGUAAAAAGUUAAAGCCGAGGUAUAUUGGACCUUUUGAAAUUUUGAAACGAAUCGGAAAGAUGGCGUAUCAACUGCAAUUGCCUCCGAGUAUGGCCAAGAUUCACAAUGUAUUUCAUGUUUUUAUGCUCAAGAGAUAUCACCCCGAUCUAAGCCACGUGUUGCAAUUGGAAGGAAUUGAAGUGGAUGAAUCAUUAACUUAUGAGGAAGGACCAGUUAAGAUUCUGGAAAGAGAAGUGAAGGAAUUGCGAAAUAAGAAAAUUCCCUUGAGUGAGAGGGGGAUCUGUAGUGCCGGACGCACUACCAGAUUAAGGGAUGAAGACAUUGAGAUUGUCGAGCCUUCCAUCACGAAAUCACCCAAAAAAGGAACUAAGGCAAGUGGUGGAAAAAAGACACGGCCUGCCAAAAAGAAAUGGACUGCUGAAAUUGAGAAACUGCAAACCACUGAGCCCUCUGUUGAGCAAACUGAGGAACAACAGACUGCUGAGCAAAAUGCUGAGGAACAGCAAAUUGUUGAACCUUCCACCAGGAGAUCAACAAGAUCAAGGACCGGUGUACAGACUCGUGUACCAACCGCUCAACGCAGUGAAAAGAAGAAACGGCCUGCCAGAAAGCAACUUGAGGCUCAACCUGAUGAACAACCUACUCCAUUACCCAAAUUCAUUGAUGAUGAUGCCAGGGAGAGGUUUGAAUGGAUUUCACUGAAAGGCUUCAUCACUCAGAGGACCAUUGUUUCUUAUGAAUUCCGUAAGCUUGACCUUGAACCAGUUAUUAAGCUUUUUGAAUUCCAAAAAUGA